Molecule: messenger RNA, 1407 nt
Organism: Drosophila takahashii
Lineage: Eukaryota; Metazoa; Arthropoda; Insecta; Diptera; Drosophilidae
Product: regulation of nuclear pre-mRNA domain-containing protein 1B
Biological process (GO): mRNA 3'-end processing
Molecular function (GO): RNA polymerase II complex binding
Source: RefSeq, a predicted model, not a curated record
AAGGUCAUACCUUCGGUCCAAGCUGUUUAUUUUCUAGCAGCUCGAAAAAACAAAAUUGCAAUUUCGUUCGAUUUAUUGAGGAAAAUCGCCGGAAAAGCGGUGGAAAAACUCGCGCUACUGCCAUGUCGGCCUUCACGGAGACGGCGCUGCUAAAGAAGCUGGCGGAGCUGAACAGCAGCCAGCAGAGCAUCCAGACUUUAUCCUUGUGGCUGAUUCACCACCGCAAGCACAGUGCGUCGAUUGUGAAGACCUGGCAGCGGGAAUUGGAGAAUGUUCCCGAGCCCAAGAAGCUGACCUUCAUGUACCUGGCCAACGAUGUGAUCCAAAACAGCAAGAAGAAGGGUCCCGAGUACGGCAAGGAGUUUAACCACGUGCUGGGCAAGGUUUUCGCCCAUAUAGGCGAGAAAUGCGGUUCGGACAAGCUCCUGGGCAGCCUGGGUCGCAUCCUGAACAUCUGGCUGGAGCGGGGAGUCUACGAUUCCAAGGUUAUUGCUGAAUGGCGGUCGCGAUUGCACAGGGAAUCCUCUUCUAGUGGAGCAACUGCCUCCUCCAGCAGCAAUGGAAAGCCCUCCAAUGGCAGCAGUGAAAAGCAGGAGAAGCCCGAGAAGCAUAAAGAAAAAUCGGAGCGAAGGGAAAAGCGCAAGCACGAGGAUCGCCACUCCAAAUCGAAGCGUUCAAGGCAUCAGGCUCAAAGCAGCGGCAGCAGUAGCUCCAAUUAUGCGCCUCAAGUGGAGGAGGCAGCUCCUGUGGAGCCGGAAAAUGGCCACACGCCACCCUAUUUGCCUUUGGGCGAGCCACCAGAGCCAGAGGAGCUCAUUAAGGCCUUGACCAGCAUUGAAAACUCCGCCUCGAGUGAUGCAGUGGUGAGGGAGAGGAUCGCCAAGCUGCCGCAGGAAAUCUCCGAGAUCAGCUGCAUCAGCAAGCUGGAGGAUAAGGACAAGGCCAAGGCUUUGGCGGUGCAGGUCAACGAAGCUGUGGAUCUGCUGAACGAUUACAACGCUCGACUGGCGGCGGAAAUGGAGGAGCGCACCAAGUUGGCCACCAUGCUGCGAGAUUUUCAAGUGGAGCAGAAGGAGCUGCUCUCCCAGGCGGAGCUACGUCUCGAUGAACACAAGAAGAAGCUGGCCAAGAUGUUGGGCCUGCAGAAGGAGAUCCACGACCAUCUCUCCAACCUGCCCGACUUGACCCAAUUGCCCGAUGUGACCGGCGGACUGGCGCCCCUGCCCUCCGCCGGCGAUCUCUUCAACGCCCUGCAUUGAAAACAGAUACAGAUACAGAUCCUGAGAUCCUUGAGAAGCCACUAUAAGUCAAGCCUAGAGUUUAUACAUUUAUUUGCAAUUGUCCCCCGUUUACUCACUGAUUGUAAUCCAAACACACGUUUUAAUUAUAGCAUCUAUUUGCAAGCAA